Penicillium arizonense is the source of this 1413-nucleotide messenger RNA. RefSeq names its product T6SS phospholipase effector Tle1-like catalytic domain-containing protein. NCBI's taxonomy places the organism in Eukaryota, Fungi, Ascomycota, Eurotiomycetes, Eurotiales, Aspergillaceae. The record is from RefSeq and is a predicted model, not a curated record. The transcript is spliced from 2 exons. Bases 1 to 1413 code for a protein of 470 amino acids.
AUGUCUGGUGAGCCCUCACAGCUAGAAAUGUCAACGACUCUGAGGCGCGCUGUUCCUGCCGAGAAGCCCACAAAGCCUCUUAUCAUCCUCUGUGACGGCACUUGGUGUGGUCGGGAGACGGGCACUGAAACUAAUAUUUAUAAGUUGGCCGAAAGAAUUUGGGGCAAGUUCCAAGAUGAUACUGCUGUGCACCAAGUCUCUGAUCGGGUUUGCUACGUUGAAGGCGUGGGCCUUGGGAGCUCGCUUUUAGAUUACGUCUUCAAUGGUAUCACCGCGCAGGACAUUGCCCGUCAGUGCAUUGAAGUUUAUGAAUUCAUUGUCAAAAAUUAUACAUAUCCAGAUCAUGAAAUCUGGAUGUUCGGCCUCUCUCGAGGUGCCUACUUGGUGAGAGCUGUUGCUGGUAUGAUUAACAACUGCGGGGUUAUCAAACCAGUAAAUGUAGACGGGGCUAUUGAUAUGCAGCAAACCCACCUACUUUGCGAAGCUGUAUACGAUAUCUAUCGUUCCCAUUAUCCUAUUGACAAACCACAUUCUCCCCAAUCAAAACUCUUCAGGCAGUCCAAAUCCUGGCCAUUUAUCGGUGAUGAAGCCAAUCCCAGGGCGCCAAGGUUCAUUCCACCCAUAAAAUUCAUGGGACUCUUCGACACUGUUGGUAGCCUGGGAUUACCGGAUUUUACUGGAGGUAUGGGCCUGGAGUGGCCAGCCUUUUACGAUCAAAAUAUUUCCACAGCAGUCGAGAAUGUAUACCACGCUGUGUCACUCCAUGACCGGCUCUAUGCAUUCCAACCUUGUUUGGUUAGCCGAAAUGAGAAUAGGCACAAAUCAGACUGGGAAAAUUUCGGCAUCACGAGGCAAGAGUGGCUUCCUGGUGUUCAUUAUGACCUUGGUCGUCAGAGAUUCAGAUUUCUACGAGAGUUUGGGGGAGGGAAGCUGGAGAAAUUCCUGGCGCGCUGGGGAUUUGCCAGCAGAAUCAUUGAGCCGAACCAUGUACUUGCAGACUUUGCCUUGCGAUGGAUGCUGCUCGCCGUUCGCGCUCAUAAUCCCCAGCCGCAGGCUGCGUAUCAGGUCGUUCCGGAGAUUGACCAAUUUAUUCGGGAUGUGACCGACAAUAUCCGAGACAGACCUCACCAAGUAGGGGACGGUGACGUGUAUGGCAACAUACUUUACUAUGCGCCCUUUGGAUCGUUUAUCUUGGACAUCGUGAGAGCUUUGCGAGGCACGAGAUGGAAAAUCUCUGCAAUCUAUCAGCUUUUCUUUGACCUACGGGAUCGGUUUGUACCAGACCAGGAUGCAACCGUCUACGAUUUUCGCAGUUUUGACCCAGACAUCGGGGAAUCCAUUGAGAACCUCGGAGAUAUUUUUGAACAACGGUAUCCUUCAAAAUCAUAUGAGAAAUGGGAAUUACUGCAGUAG